Bursaphelenchus okinawaensis is the source of this 1410-nucleotide messenger RNA. The record is from the annotation of a GenBank genome assembly. NCBI's taxonomy places the organism in Eukaryota, Metazoa, Nematoda, Chromadorea, Rhabditida, Aphelenchoididae.
AUGCAAAAUUACAAUCCAUGGCUUCGUCGUCAUCUCAUGAAUGUGUGCAAUAAUGAGCCAUACAAGAUAUAUUUCACGUACAAUGUUAAUUUCGUCAAUGUUCACGAAUUGAAGAAGGUUUUCGUGAAUCGCUUUCACGUUUUAGACAUCUCAGUUCACGAUGGAUAUGGUUAUGUUGUGAGUUAUUUGUUUAAUAUUGUUGUUUUAUGCUUUUAUAUUGGUUUAUUAUGUUUUAUAUUAAGUUACUGAAAUUUGUGGUUAAUUGAUAAUAUUGUAGUACGUGAAUGAUUCCGAUGCUGCGAGAAAAGUCAACCUUUAUAAGAAAGCAAUGUCCUACAGAGAAACACCGUUAACAAUGGCUGAAGGAUUGACUUACAGAGGAAAUCACAUUGUGUAAGUGAAUAUUGUGGUUAUUUUUUGGAUUUUAGGCGGCGUUUCUUAUGGAACAAUGAGGGUUAUUUUCAGGCCAAUUACUGAUGGUCCAUCAUCUCAUAAGUCUGAAAAGUCCGUGGAAACAGAAUUCAAUCCCGAAGGUGUUUUGUCAGAAUUGGAAUCGUUUGAUUGGGCAACAAUGCAAGUUUUUCUGGUUUCUAAAUAUUUUUAUUGUUUUAGGAUUCGAUUUUAAUUUUUUUAUUUCAAGACUUCCAGCUGUCUGUUUUAUCUAUGACUGUCUUAAUUUUCUAGGGGCCUAACUGAGCUGAAAUCUCUUGGGAAGAGUCUUCAAGGAAUUUUGGUCAAUAUCCAAAGUGCAUACAAGUCAAAACUAUGUGUUCGUCCCAACGAUCUUCGUGUUUUACCGUAUUCAAAAAUUCCUGAUAGCCCUUUAAUCAGGAACAAUGUAAGUUUGGCAUUAUUUUAUUAUGAAAAGGACAGUUGUUGAUAUUAUUUUUUAUAAUAUUGUGUAAUACUUGUAACGAAUAUUGUUUUAGGUUCACACAGAAAAUCUUGUUGUAUUAAAAGACCCUGCUGCAUCUCAGAAUAGAAACUUUAAGAUCUUGGAUGAUGUGAAGAAAGAGAAACAAGAAAAAUUAUCACCAGGAAAAGCUUUAUUGAGAAAAAUAUUGGGUAACGUUGAAAAUACUCCGGAAAUUGGUCGAUCUCAAAAGAGAAAAAGGGCAGCUCAAUCGGAUAUGACGAACAUGAAGCAUAUGAAGAUACUGAAAGAGGUAGAUUUUCCACUGUGUUUUUUUAAAUCUUAUGUUAGUAGGUAGCUUAAAGUUAAGUUAUUUUUGAUUUAAAACAUUGUUAAUGUAAGUAGUUUUUUAACCAUUUUGAAUGACAGCGAUUACUCUCUAAAUAUUUUUUUUUCUUUUUUAGCGUUUGGAGCAGAUGUCACCUAUUGGAGAGAAGAAGACAAAGAAUCCUUUACUAACGUCAACUCCUCAGAACAUGUCGUUUGUUAACCAAUGA